AUGCCUACCAAUACUUCAGCAAAACUCAACGGCAAGGUUGCUAUCGUUACUGGCUCAUCAAGGGGCCUGGGAGCUACCAUUGCUACCCAUCUGGCUUCGCAAGGUGCUCAAGUGGUAGUGAACUUUGUUAACUCCGCAGAAAAAGCAAAUUUGGUUGUAUCUGCCAUCAAGGAUAACUGCGGUGAAGCGAUUGCUGUGAAAGCCAAUAUUGGUACGGAGGAUGGACCUCAAAAGCUGGUGGAUGAAACUGUGAAAGCUUUUGGACAUAUUGAUAUUAUCGUCAAUAAUAGCGCGAUUCUGAAAGUGGAAGAAUUGGGUGAAAUCAUGACAGCGAAUUUCGACGAUAGUUACGCUAUUAAUGUUCGUGGCCCUCUGCUCUUGGUGCAAGCAAGUCUUCCUUAUCUUAGAGACAAUGGUAGAAUCAUCAACAUAUCCUCUACAUCUGCACGUGCUGGAUAUCCUGGACUCUCUGUGUACGGCGGAACCAAAGGUGCCAUUGAAGCAAUGUCCAGGGUCUGGGCAUCGGAGCUCGGCCCAAAGCGCAACAUAACAAGCAACUGUGUGGGCGCUGGCCCUAUUAUGACGGAUAUGAUCAACGAUGAUGUGGAAUGGGCAAAGGGUAUGACUGUCAAUGCACCUCUUCCAAGAAUCGCAUCACCUGCGGAUAUUGCUGAUAUCGUUGGAUUUCUUGCCAGUGAACAAAGUCAUUGGGUUACUGGAGAUGUCAUUAAUGCUAAUGGUGGCAUCAUCUUUUAUUGA
Umbelopsis ramanniana AG is the source of this 759-nucleotide messenger RNA. RefSeq lists its product as uncharacterized. The record is from RefSeq and is a predicted model, not a curated record. Bases 1 to 759 code for a protein of 252 amino acids. NCBI's taxonomy places the organism in Eukaryota, Fungi, Mucoromycota, Umbelopsidomycetes, Umbelopsidales, Umbelopsidaceae. Gene Ontology annotation, molecular function: oxidoreductase activity. The transcript has a single exon.